GUUUGUUUUAACUUGUCAGAUAAUUUGCUCCGUAGCUCAUGUGCUAAUUAAAAUAAUAAAAAAUGAGUAGGAGUUAUCGCUUGUAAUGGAUCGUGAUACAUCAGGCGGGCCUGUACUGAAAGACACAGCUUUAUCCUCCGAAAAGAGAAGAUAUUCAGUUCAAAAUGCUGCUGGGCCAGCAGGACCUGUUGUAGAGAGAGCGACCUCAACACAAAGAAUCAGUCCGCGCGCGACGCCAUAUUUAAGUGUACCGACCUCAACUGACGUAUCACCUCCAGGGCAUCUCCCGAGAGCAUCUAUUGCAUGCAACUAUCCCAGCGUUUGGAGAACACACAAUGACGGAAGAGUGUUAAGAACUUCUACAACAGUUCCUUUGAGUAUUCAAGCUCAGCUUCAGCAAAAUCAGUCUGUGAAAUCUGAAAGGCCAUCAUUAGUACUACCCACUGUGCAAACGGGCAUAGGAAAAGGCACUCCUGUAUCUCAGCCAACACCCAAGUUGUCCAUUAGUAAAAAUCCUGAGGCAGAAUCAGAUCAAACAAAGAAGCUUGGUCGUUUGCCGAAAUCAUUUCGAUGUGAAUGUUGCCAACAAGUUACAGUAACCAGAACAACAUAUCAAAUCGGUGCUUUAACAUGGCUUAUGGCAGCCUUUAUUUUUCUCUGCGGUGGGAUUUUAGGCUGCUUUCUUAUACCAUUUUUUGUGGAUUGUUGCAAAGAUGUCAAACAUGUUUGCCCAUUCUGCGGUACUGAAAUCGGUGUGGUUAAAUGUAUUUAAAUAUGGUGAUAAGAAUCAAAAGAGGAGUAAAAUGAAAUAAAAUAAAAUACCUACAUAUCUAUGUUUGUAAUAUUAUUCAUAUAAAUGUUUAAGUCUUGAUUAUAGUUGUCUUAUGUCUAAUGAAAAAUAAAAAAAUAAUUGAAUACAUUAUCUCUAAAAUCAGCCAUUUUCAGUUGUGUCUUUUCAAACCAGAGAAUCUUUCAUACAACCUUCGUUUUUUUAUUUUUCUCAUACAUACAAAAUGAUUUGGAAAAUGUUGACCAGCUACAACAAGUACUGUAGCAAAGUUUGUUACAUAUCCAACGAACUUUUCCCUUGCCUUUUUGUUUCAGUUCAUUAUUUUAUUAUUUUUGAAUGUCAUUUACAUUAUUUAUUGGGUAAUAUGCUGUUAAAUAUGCUUAAAACACAAAACUAUAUUUUUAAUCGAAUGGUUAAAGAUAACCUUUUAUUUUUAAAACAUGAAGUAAUAUUAAAAGAAAUACAAUUAACAAUACAUUCAAUUCCUAUUUUCUAUUUCUCAAGUUUUCUUAAUUAUGAUCAAAAAACUUAUCAAACUUUUUCUACUCAUUUAUUUUCAUUUAUGUAUCUGUAUUUCUUUCUAUUCUUUUGCUUACCAUUUAAUCAGUGCAAGUUGAACGUAAAAACACACUGUUUUCUCAGAUAAAAUCGGAAUUAUCGGUAAAAUAAUUAAUUAAAUAUACUCUGUUUUCUAUC
This is a messenger RNA of Heterobilharzia americana, 1486 nucleotides long. NCBI's taxonomy places the organism in Eukaryota, Metazoa, Platyhelminthes, Trematoda, Strigeidida, Schistosomatidae. The record is from the annotation of a GenBank genome assembly.